This is a messenger RNA of Aspergillus thermomutatus, 711 nucleotides long. RefSeq lists its product as uncharacterized. The record is from RefSeq and is a predicted model, not a curated record. The transcript has a single exon. Lineage: Eukaryota; Fungi; Ascomycota; Eurotiomycetes; Eurotiales; Aspergillaceae. The coding region runs from base 1 to 711 and encodes 236 amino acids.
AUGCACAAGUCUCACCAAGCCAGAGGACCCGCAAAAGGCUAUAUUGAAGCGCUCGAACAUCGUCUGCAUGAGACGGAGCAUGUGCUGUUGAAAUUGCUGGCUCAGAUGACCGACGAGCAGUUGUCGGUUGCUGUAGAACGCGACCAGUCACUCAGCCAGCCGAGGUAUCCACCCUUUCUGCGUUUCGGGAAGAACGAUGCGCAAUAUUGGAGACGAUACCCAUUGCGCACGGCUCGUGAGCUCCGUGAGUGGCAGCAAGAUUGUUUGAACAUUGAGAAGCUUAGUUCUGCAGAAACUGGAGUGGAUGGCCCUCCUAGGACCUCGCCGUCGAGACGCACCGAAUUUUCUGGGCAAUCGGAAGUCGAAGCUGACGAAAACAGUUCGGUUGCAUAUGAAAGUCAGCAAAUAGAGCAACUAUCUGUACCUAAUUUCGAACAGGUUACAAGCACACCCGAAGUUGGUGUGGCACGAGAAUCCGCUCCAGUGAUCCACGGUAAUGGCAUGAAUCAAUGGGUCGCACGGAAGAAUGGCUACGACUCACCCAACGAGUUGAAAAGAUCACCAACAGCAAUGGGCUUUAUCUAUGUACCAUCCUCGUUGGAGCGUACCCAGUUAGAGGAUACGCAGCCCUUACACGCCAGUACUCCCCCCGGACCAAGCCUUUGGAGUGAAGCGCCCUCGGUAACUUUCCAGCGACAAUUCCUCUGGUAG